Molecule: messenger RNA, 1707 nt
Organism: Alternaria triticimaculans
Lineage: Eukaryota; Fungi; Ascomycota; Dothideomycetes; Pleosporales; Pleosporaceae
Exons: 4
Coding region: 1-1707 (568 amino acids)
Source: RefSeq, a predicted model, not a curated record
AUGGAGCAGGAACGUCCGAAAACACCUCCACCGCUGGAAGAGAUAAUUCGAAGGACGACCAUCGACGAUGCAGACCACAUCCAAAACAGCAAGCUGCAGCAUAUCGACAGUAUGGAGUCGCGCAAUUCUGAAACUACAGCUCGAACGGGUUCCUUUUCCACGGAAACCAAUGAUUCUUACGUCCGCGAUCACAGAAGGUCAUCUAUCGCAGCUUUUGCCAAGGGCAUCGUACGGCACGUACCAGAAUUCAGAAUGCUUCACCUGCCCGAAAGCAGAGAUGACCAAGACCGGCGAGAUCCCCAGGAAGGAGGUCCGCUUAAAUUACACAAGAAGGACCGCAUGCUUUCAUUCGCACCGCUUCCUGUUGUCAAAGCGAAGGAGUCGUACGAGCAAGCAUCAAAGCCAUCCGUCGUGAUCGAAGAGCCAACAACGCCAACAAAAACUGCAAAAACCCCAUCGUGCCCACAGUCUCCAACGGGAAAAGGCGGACUGCGGGACCGCAGAAAGGUCAAUCUCGAUCUUUCCAUGCCAACCGUCAUUCCAGACUUACCUGCUCGCGGCCGCUCACCCGUCGAUAUUAUGGCCAACCUCGGUGCUCCACGCGCGCGAAGCCCGAAAACACCGUGGAUUCGCAAAGAGCAGCCGAAGUGGGAGCCAAUGCCAAUGGCCAAAGCUACGCCAAUCCUCGAAGAAGACUACAUUCGGGACAGCACCUCAGCGCUGAGGAAUGACAACAAAGGUGGCGUAGGUCUCCUGCCCGAUACCGAUGCGAUCUUCUCGUCGCAAUCCCCGAAGUUCGAACGACCGCCACCGAAACAAGCCCGAACAAAGGCAGAGUUGCAGCAAAUAGCGAGCGAAUCCAAGGCGACACGUUCGCGCCGCUGGUUAUGGCUGAACAAAUCGAGUGACGAUGCACCACCCUCUCCUGGACCCGCGCAAUCUCUCAAUCGCCGCUUCUCUUUCAAUCCCUUCCGACGCUCAAACCGCAUCUCCGACCAAAACGGCACAGAGGCUACCAAACAACAAACUCCAUUCUCCUUCUUCCCGGCUCGGGGCAAACAGGUACCUCCAGUAAAGUCGCUCGCACAGAUGCAUGCUCCGCCAGCCUUCAUCCCACCGGGUCUCCAACGCGUACCAACUCCACCAAUGUUCGACUCAAACGGCGAAGUCAAAGGCAAGCUAGCAGACUUCUUCUUCGACGUCCACGGCGGUGGCAGCGCAAUCAACACACGCAACAAGCCCAAGUCCAGUCCAGGCGGCUACUGGGAUUCCGACGCCCUACUCAUGAGCCUAGCAAACGACAUCGACAACCCCUCGGACGAAGCAGAAGACGAAGGCCCCUCCGGCCCCCGCAGCGACUUUAUCAACCCACCCGUUGACUUUGGCCCGAGCAGUACCCUCACAGCAAGCACAAGCAACGAAAUCGGCAACGCAGCAGGCUACCUUGGCGUAAAACCACCAGCCAGUCCCUCCCUAGCCGCCACAUCCCCCAUGCUGGGCCACGACGUCUGGUCCCGCAUCCACCAAUCGCACUACCCCGACACGCCCGACGAACGCACUCUCGCAGCGCUCGCCCGCCAAGAAGAAGAAGAGCGACGAAAGUUUGAAUGGCUCGUCCCUGAACACCUUCCUAAUAGUCCGCUGUGCCCUCUGCAUCCUAAGUCUGGUAAUGAGAUUAGGAAGGGUGAAGAAGAGGAGAUUGAUUAG